Ochotona princeps (American pika) is the source of this 942-nucleotide messenger RNA. Its product is annotated as olfactory receptor 10AG1-like. Gene Ontology annotation, biological process: G protein-coupled receptor signaling pathway. The coding region runs from base 1 to 942 and encodes 313 amino acids. The transcript has a single exon. The record is from RefSeq and is a predicted model, not a curated record. Lineage: Eukaryota; Metazoa; Chordata; Mammalia; Lagomorpha; Ochotonidae. Gene Ontology annotation, molecular function: olfactory receptor activity; G protein-coupled receptor activity. Gene Ontology annotation, cellular component: membrane.
AUGAAAAGCACAGAAAGAAAUCUCACUACAAUGAUGGAAUUUAUUCUCUUGGGCUUUUCUGAUGCACCCAAAUUUCAUUGGCUUCUCUUUGGAAUAUUCUUAGUCAUAUUUGUGAUUAUCCUACUGGGGAAUGCCAUUAUAAUUCUAGUAACCAGAGUAGACCCCACACUCCACACCCCCAUGUACUUUUUUAUCAGCAAUUUUUCUUUCCUAGAGAUUUGUUAUGUAUCUGUCACUCUUCCUAGAAUGCUUGUGGAUCUCUGGACUCAGAAAGGAACUAUUUCUUUUUUUGCUUGUGCGACACAAAUGUGCUUCUUCCUUGUGCUGGGAGCCACUGAGUGUUUCCUGCUGGCUGUGAUGGCCUAUGACCGCUAUGUGGCCAUUUGCAACCCUCUGCACUACCCCUUAGUCAUGAAGCAUGAGUUCUGUAUUCGCUUGGUGGUUGGCUCCUGGAUCGGUGGAGUUCCAGUGCAGGUAGGGCAGACAUUCCAGAUUUUCUCUCUGCCCUUUUGCAAAUCGAACCAAAUCAACCACUUCUUCUGUGACAUUCCUCCAAUGCUGAAGCUGGCCUGUGGAGACACCUUUGUGAACGAGUUGGUCGUCUAUGUAUUUGCUGUGCUCUUUGUCACUGUCCCUUUCAUGCUGAUCCUGGGGUCCUACAGCAGAAUUAUUUCCACCAUCCUAAAAUUGUCAUCAAACACAGGAAGGAGCAAAGCUUUUUCAACAUGUUCUUCCCACCUCAUAGUUGUUUUUUUAUUCUAUGGAUCAGCCACAAUCAGCUAUUUAAAAACCAAAUCCAAUGAGUAUGAAGGAACAGACAAACUUCUCUCUCUUUUCUAUACUAUUUUGACUCCGAUGUUUAAUCCUGUGAUAUACAGUCUGCGGAACAAAGAUGUUACUGAAGCCCUUAGGAAAUUCCUUCCCAGAUUGUUGACAUUGUAA